Nicotiana tabacum (common tobacco) is the source of this 731-nucleotide messenger RNA. Its product is annotated as ethylene-responsive transcription factor RAP2-7-like. Gene Ontology annotation, molecular function: DNA-binding transcription factor activity. Gene Ontology annotation, biological process: regulation of DNA-templated transcription. Lineage: Eukaryota; Viridiplantae; Streptophyta; Magnoliopsida; Solanales; Solanaceae. The record is from RefSeq and is a predicted model, not a curated record.
CAUACAUACACAAGGAAUGCCUUUUUUGUAGUGUGUGUUUGACUACAUUCCUUUAUCUUCCUACCCUUUCCCUCCCACCCCCAAAUCCAGCUGCCAUUUUUGUUUCUCUGGUAUUUUUUGUGGUGCUCAUUUGGACGUAAUUUAGUGGGAAUUUGAGAUAUGUUUGAUCUUAAUCUCAGUUCUGAAGAUGUUCCAGUAGAAUCAAGAACCUCCAAUUCCUCCAUUGUUAACAUGGAAACCUCCAGCAGUACUGCUGGUGACGAUGAAUAUGAAGAAAGUGGGAAUCGUAGCGGUUUUGUGUUAAAGGAGCUAUUUCCAUCGGUGAGUGGAGAGGCUGAGUUGCCGCAACAGCAGUGCUUGGAUCUCUCAGCCAAUUAUGGAGCUUCGAAUGAGCAGAGUAUCGUUGUAUCUGCACAGGGGAGAUCGCAGGUGAAGAAGAGUAGAAGAGGGCCCAGGUCUCGGAGUUCUCAAUAUCGUGGUGUCACAUUCUAUCGUAGGACUGGACGAUGGGAAUCCCACAUCUGGGAUGGUGGGAAACAAGUUUACUUGGGUAAGCAACUGUUUCGUCACCUCAAGUUUUGUUGAUAUGAAAGUUAUUACACCUUUAUUCAAGUAUUGAUUGCUGACUGCAAGUUCAUUUGGCAUUUGAAAUUUGUAUUUACAGGGGGUUUUGACACUGCACAUACUGUUAGGGAUAUAGUAGAUAUGUCUUAGAUCCAAUCUCAUAUUUG